Bombyx mori (domestic silkworm) is the source of this 844-nucleotide messenger RNA. RefSeq lists its product as uncharacterized. NCBI's taxonomy places the organism in Eukaryota, Metazoa, Arthropoda, Insecta, Lepidoptera, Bombycidae. The coding region runs from base 62 to 754 and encodes 230 amino acids. The record is from RefSeq and is a predicted model, not a curated record. The transcript has a single exon.
AAACGUUAAUAAAUAAAUUCACAUUUGCAUUUUGGUUGUCGAGUUGUCGAAUGUGUUUGUGAUGGAGCUCUACAUGUGGAUUUAUUUUUCAAUUACCACUACCACUAUGGUGGUCGGUGCUCCCUCGGUUCUUCCCGACACAAAGGGGAGUUUGAGGAACGGGCAAGAUUACUUCCGUGACAAACGUUCGCAAUACGGGACUUAUUACACGUCACCAUGCGGCGGAGCGUCUUCUGCGCCAAUUCCUACCUACCCAUCGGCUGGAUACCACGGCCAGGCACCUGCCCAGGCGGGAUAUGGAACAAACUACGUCUACGGAGGACCUCACUAUCGACUAGCAGACCCGGCUGAGUUUGAUCCAGAAAUGCUUGGAUAUUCGGAUAUGGACCAAUACAUGCAACAUAUGCAGCAUAUGCAUCAAAUGCCGAUGGCAAGACAUGAGAAUUACGAAGCUCCUAUUAUACACAAUAGCAUGUCGGCUCCAACAGCAGCGAGUCCUGCGACAGCUUUCGGAGUUUUUCCAAAUGUCAACGUGGGGGGAUGUAGUGUGCCUCUGCUGUUUAGUUGCACUCCGUCCGUGGUCCAGGGAAAAAUUCUCAAUGCACAGCCUCAGCAUGAGAAUCAAGGGAAUUCCUACAGAAUAGUUGAACCUUCAAGUGAAGUUUCUGAAGACGAAAACGAAAAUGUUUCUGGACAAGCAGUACUGGCAACCAGUAAAGUGACCAAACCAAAUCCGAGUCAGGUUGGCGUCUGACAACGUUCUCCAGUAUUUUUUAUACUAUUCGAUGUAGCUUUAAAAAUGAUUGGAAUAAGUAUAUUUUAUUAAUAAACGUAAAUAUUUGAA